GCGUCACUGGCACAUAUCGGUAGCAGUUAACAGGCAGACACUUUGCGGGUCAAACCUUAGCAUCUCAGACUAUCUCAAAGUACUGACCCACCUCCUCUUAAGUCACUUUUGUCCCCACACCACCAACUCCAAAUUCUCCACACCACCAACUUCAAAUUUUUAACACUAAGUCAACAAGAAAAAAAAAAGCUUUUUUAAUAGUAUAUACUACACCCUUUAUACUAUACCUAGUAUCCUCUAUAUAUAAGAGACUGUCUCUAGGGGUAAGUUUCUUUAAAAAGUUAAUUUGUGUUACUAAAUUCUAGAUGUACCUUAAGCUAAUAGAGAUAUCUCUGUUUUCUUCUUUUUUCUGUAGGAAAAGGGUAAGCUGGUCUGUGCAUAGGUCUAUGCAGAAUUAAGCGAGAGACUUUAAGAGGUACUUUGAUGACUCAAGUGCUGCCCCGCAAUGUGUCUGCCUGUUAACUGCUACCCACAUAUCCUCUAUGCUCUUUCGCUAAAUCCGACUUACCAGGAAAAGCUGUAUCAAGACCUCGCGCAGCAGGGGUUCCCCACAGAUAUGGGUUGCUUGGAAAACAUCCUUCGUUUGAAGGCUUGUGUGAAGGAAGGCAUCCGUUGGGCUGGCAUUGCGGCUGCAAUGUUGCCUCGCGUCGUUCCUCAAGGUGGCGUCGAGUUGUGUGGGAUGCUCAUUCCUGAAGGGGUAGGAUAUGCAUGCACAUACCUCGCUGACUUGUUUGCUAAGCACCUGACAUUCCAAACUGUCAUUACCACUUCGCCCAUCUGGUAUCUUAGAGACAAGUAUGCUUACCCGAACCCCGAGUUCUUUGACCCCUAUCGCUGGAUCUACGAGGACGGUCUCUGUGAUGCUAAGAAAAUCAACAAAACGCUAACGCAAUCCGGUUCUAGCUUCUCUUACUUCGAGCUAUUUCUUAGUCUGGCUAAGAUGGUGGAGAACUUCAAGCUCGUCCAUAUGGGCAAGGAUGGGUUUGAACCAGUGGCUGGGCUGAACAGCUCAGGCUAGUAGCCAGUGCAGCUUCCCAAGAGAAAGGAGUGGCUUGCUGCGGUGGUGACACAACCAUUACUUGUCAAAGCUGUCCCGAGGGCCCGCAGCUGAUACACUCAUACAGAGUGGCAUUACAUGAGCUGAUGGGGAAACACACAUUUACAAGAAUCUAUAGCAGAAGCAUCAUGCUACCCCACCCGAUCUAAUUGGGCUCAUUGAUCCUUCUGCAGCAGACCAACUAUCGCGUAGGUGGAUGCAGAUGAGCUUAUUGUUUCGUGACUCUUUUUCUUAUCAUGAGCAUUGCAUUGCGCAAGUUUCGUUCAAGAGAAAGGCUAAUGUCCGAUGGACACGCGGUGUCAUCACUGUGACUCAUGAUUACCAUG
Colletotrichum navitas is the source of this 1383-nucleotide messenger RNA. Its product is annotated as cytochrome P450. Bases 446 to 1018 code for a protein of 190 amino acids. Gene Ontology annotation, molecular function: oxidoreductase activity, acting on paired donors, with incorporation or reduction of molecular oxygen; heme binding; monooxygenase activity. NCBI's taxonomy places the organism in Eukaryota, Fungi, Ascomycota, Sordariomycetes, Glomerellales, Glomerellaceae. The record is from RefSeq and is a predicted model, not a curated record. The transcript has 2 exons.